Messenger RNA from Tilletiaria anomala UBC 951, 294 nucleotides. RefSeq lists its product as uncharacterized. The annotation marks the transcript as partial. The transcript has a single exon. The record is from RefSeq and is a predicted model, not a curated record. NCBI's taxonomy places the organism in Eukaryota, Fungi, Basidiomycota, Exobasidiomycetes, Georgefischeriales, Tilletiariaceae.
AACCCACUCAGGGAGGGAAACUACGUCAAGAGCCUAUGGUGCAUUAUCAUCGGUGAUGAGGUGCUGAACGGCAAGACAAAGGAAAGCAACUCCAACUUCUUUGCGAAGCUGUGCUUCAAUUAUGGUAUAGAGCUGAAGAGGAUUGAAGUCAUUGCCGCUGACGAAGACCAAAUCGUACAAGCCCCAAAACGAAUGCCGGGUAAUUACGAUUUUGUCAUUUUCUCCGGAGAGAUUGGACCAACGCCUGAUGAUAUUAAGGACAUUGCCAGUCCUGCCUUUUCUCCAGUCAUCUGA